Cololabis saira (Pacific saury) is the source of this 2570-nucleotide messenger RNA. It is a transcript of the gene smarce1, whose product is annotated as SWI/SNF related, matrix associated, actin dependent regulator of chromatin, subfamily e, member 1. The transcript is spliced from 11 exons. Lineage: Eukaryota; Metazoa; Chordata; Actinopteri; Beloniformes; Belonidae. Gene Ontology annotation, biological process: negative regulation of DNA-templated transcription. Gene Ontology annotation, cellular component: SWI/SNF complex. The record is from RefSeq and is a predicted model, not a curated record. Bases 126 to 1592 code for a protein of 488 amino acids. Gene Ontology annotation, molecular function: nucleosomal DNA binding; nuclear receptor binding.
CGGGGCGGGACUCGCGGGCCUUGCGAGGGAACAAAGACCAGCGGACUCAUCGAUACACGAAACAAGAAAUACUAGUUUUGACCUGUAUGGUAGCAGCCUGAUCUGCUCCAGUCCAGUCCUGCAACAUGUCAAAACGCCCGUCCUACGCCCCUCCUCCACCCCCCGCCCCAACAACGCAAAUGCCUUCCACCCCAGGGUUUGUGGGCUACAACCCUUACAGCCAUCUGGCCUACAACAACCUCCGCCUGGGAGGGAGCUCCGGAGGCUCCAGCAGGAACUCCACGGGCAUCACCGUCCCGAAGCCUCCCAAACCUCCAGACAAGCCCCUGAUGCCGUACAUGCGGUACAGCCGGAAGGUAAGCAGGAAGGUGUGGGACCAGGUGAAAGCUUCCAACCCGGACCUGAAGCUGUGGGAGAUCGGGAAGAUCAUCGGAGGGAUGUGGAGGGACCUGACGGACGAGGAGAAGCAGGACUACCUGAACGAGUACGAGGCUGAGAAGAUCGAGUACAACGACUCUCUGAAGGCCUACCACAACUCCCCGGCGUACCUGGCCUACGUCAACGCCAAGAACCGGGCGGAGGCAGCGAUGGAGGAGGAGAGCAGGCAGAGGCAGAGCCGUAUGGACAAGGGAGAACCGUACAUGAGCAUUCAGCCUGCUGAAGACCCCGACGACUAUGACGAUGGUUUCUCGGUGAAGCAUACAGCAGCCGCUCGCUUCCAGAGGAACCACCGACUCAUCAGCGACAUUCUCAGUGAGAUAGUUGUGCCUGACGUGCGCUCUGUGGUCACCACGGCGCGCAUGCAGGUGCUCAAGAGGCAGGUCCAGAGUCUCAUGGUGCACCAGAGGAAACUGGAAGCAGAACUUCUACAAAUUGAGGACCGUCACCAAGAAAAGAAAAGACGGUUCCUGGAGACCACGGACUCGUUCAACAGUGAACUGAAACGGCUGUGCAGUCAGAAGGUGGAGGUGGACAUGGAGAAGCUGGCAGCAGAAAUGGCCGCCGCCGAAGAGGCGGCGCGGCGGCGGGCGGAGGAGAGAGAGCGGGAAGUGGCCGAGCAAGCUGAGAAAGCUGCACAACAAGAGGCUUCUGGAAACAACGGAGCCGAGCCGAGCAGCGCUAACGCCAACGCUAACGCCAACGCCAGCAGCCCGGCUAGCAACCCCUCAGGGACCAAAGAGGAGGACAAGCCCAGUCCCAUGGAGACAGAUGAAGCAGCCCCUGCAGAGCCCCCCUCAGACCCUCAGACUGCUCCACCUCUCCCACCCGACGGAUCUCCCUCUGCUGGUAAAGCCAGCCCUCCCCCCGAGCCCCCCAGGGAGACCAGCACCCCCAGCAGCAGCAUCGCCCCCAGCGACGACAGCAACAGCAUGCCCCCCCCACCAGAGGGCACCCCGGGGGCCCCGGCGGGCCAGGAAUCCAACUCCAGCGCCGCCAGCCCCGCGGUGGCAGCAGCAGCUCCCACUGCCCCGGAGGAAUCUCCCCCUAAACCCCCGCUGCUCCCCCCCAGCCAGAGCAGCCAGAGCAGCCAGAGCAGCCAGGGCAGCCAGGGCAGCCAGGGCAGCCAGAGCAGCCAGCAGUACGACCUGUAGUAGUUAGACGUAGAGAUCCAGACCCCCCAGUCCCCCCAGACACAAGGAUGGAGUGGCCAGUGGCUGCUCUUCAUGCACCGCUUCACAGACUCCAGGUAACACCCAGAGUUCAGACCAAAACGCUCGAGCACACAUUGGCACACUGUUCAGUCUUGCUGUCUCCACAUCCGGUUGGAUAUUUCUGAAAACCUCGACAAACUCAAAGGUUCCUGUUGGUUUGAUUUGUUUUUUUUUUUAAAUACAAAAGCAGUCACCUGUCUCCUCUCUGUAAAACCUCUCACGUUCUCUAAGUCUGCGUGAGCUACAAAACUACUACUGUCUGUGUUUUAGGAACGCUAGCGUCUCUUUUUAGGUGAUUUCUAAUGCAAUUCAGCCUCUUCUUUGGAAUGAGAUGAUGUUUCCUACUUGUCUCUUGGACAUUAACUCCUGAAAGUGAUGGUUCCAGGUCUGAUUUCAGGUUAAAAACAAAGCCAGAAUUUUAUCUACCUGUAAUUCUACAUGUUCAAUCAACUCCUGCAACAAUCGAAGCAUUUAUGUUUUACAGAGCUGCAGCUCAGGAAAUCACAUUUAAAUGAACGUGCCAGAGAAAAUACAUUUAGUUCACAUGAAAUAGAAAAACAUGCUAAUUUCUGUGGUGCUAUUUGAGAUUAGUGGAUAAUGAAAUGACUUGGUAUUUGGUGAAAUAGAUCAGACAUGUUUGUGAAGAAGGAAGUGACGGGUCCAGCCGUCACGCAGGUCAGAGUUCAUCACCACUUUGUUUCCCACUGUUUUCAUUUACUUGUGAUAUCACAAGCAUUUAGUUCCAGAGAAAUGCACAGGCUGCUUUAAUCCAAAGGUAACCUCACUAACAUCUUUAAAUAACUGUUUUCUUACUUGAAGUGAACUUUUAGUAAUAGGCCUCUGAUUUUACAUGUUAGUUUUUUGUUUUUUUUUGUACUGUCUGAUCCUAACUAUCCAAAUAAAAAAUUUCUGACCUUG